This is a messenger RNA of Papaver somniferum (opium poppy), 974 nucleotides long. RefSeq lists its product as uncharacterized. The record is from RefSeq and is a predicted model, not a curated record. Bases 92 to 715 code for a protein of 207 amino acids. NCBI's taxonomy places the organism in Eukaryota, Viridiplantae, Streptophyta, Magnoliopsida, Ranunculales, Papaveraceae. The transcript has 5 exons.
AGUGGUUAUCAUUUAUCUCCUGAGAGUAAACAUUUCUUUUUCUCCUGUGCUCUCAAAUCGGUUGUUUCUUUUUUCUCGAAGGGUUGUUUCCAUGGCUUCUUCUUCUUCUUUGAUUACAACAGGCUUGCUAUCUGUUCCUUCUCUCCAUCUAAAUGAUCAGGCAAAGCAUGCUAGAUUUGGUGCCAUGCCAAUGAAUACACUUUUAAUUCAGAAUUGCAUAGCACUAGCCAUAAAUAGUAGAAGAAGAUGUCGCCCAUUGCGUGCAAUUUCUAAGGUAUCUGCUGGAGAGCAAGUUAUCAUUGAGGAAUCUGGAGCUACUAAGAGUGGUAAUGAUAUUGGCAUUCUUAGUAUCCACCAUGUUGGAUUGCUAUGUGAAAAUCUUGAAAGGUCACUCGAGUUUUAUCAGAAUCUUUUAGGUCUUGAGAUAAAUGAAGCAAGGCCUAAUGACAAACUCCCCUAUAAAGGUGUUUGGUUCUGGGUAGGUUCAGAAAUGAUUCAUUUGAUGGAACUUCCAAAUCCUGAUCCGUUAACAGGCCGUCCUGAACAUGGAGGAAGAGACCGUCACACAUGUAUGGCCGUUCGAGAUGUGUCGAAGCUCAAAGCUGUUUUUGAUAAAGCAGGUAUUCCCUACACAUUAAGUAAAUCUGGGAGACCUGCGAUCUUUGCUCGAGACCCGGAUGCAAAUGCCCUUGAGUUCACACAAGUUGAUAACUGAUUAAGGCUGAAUCCUUGAUGUUUAUCAAUAGUUAAGAGGUGGCAAAUGCAAGUAUUUGGGUGUGAUCAUAUGUAUCUUACGAUUGCUACAAGUGGUUAAUGUUUUUCGUGUGAUUGUUUCCACCGAUUGUAGCCACGAAGAGUAUAUAGAAUGUCAAGUGAAAUGGUAGUUCCAUCACGUGUAAAUAUUAUUAUACUAACACAACCAAAUUGAAGACAAACCGAAAUAUUAUUUAAGGAUGCAGCCAUUCCAAAUCCAA